This is a messenger RNA of Kogia breviceps (pygmy sperm whale), 458 nucleotides long. RefSeq names its product oligosaccharyltransferase complex subunit 4, non-catalytic (gene OST4). The record is from RefSeq and is a predicted model, not a curated record. Gene Ontology annotation, cellular component: oligosaccharyltransferase complex. Lineage: Eukaryota; Metazoa; Chordata; Mammalia; Artiodactyla; Physeteridae.
GAGCUGGCGCAGCAAACUUCCGGCCCAGGUCUCCUACCUCGAGCUAGUCCGCAGACCGUGUCGGAGCCGAGCCCUGCUGAUCAGCAUGAUCACGGACGUGCAGCUCGCCAUCUUCGCCAACAUGCUGGGCGUGUCGCUCUUCCUGCUUGUCGUUCUCUAUCACUACGUGGCCGUCAACAAUCCCAAGAAGCAGGAAUGAAAGUGGCGCUUUCUCCGCCCCAGGGUUCCAGGACAUAGUCUGAGGCAAGAUGGAGGGUGUGAGGGGCCUUCACACUUCACUUCAUCCCUUCUACCCAUCCCAACAUACAAAGCAACUACACCUGGAUUUUUCCAAACAACUUUUAUUUCCUCAAAGUCUUCCUUAAUCUUAUGGAACAAGAAGCUGCCACUGAAUAGGGCCCAGCAUAGGGCUACUUUAUUUUCUACUCCCUCCCCCCAAUAUAAAAAUAUAGAUUUUU